This is a messenger RNA of Synchytrium microbalum, 750 nucleotides long. RefSeq lists its product as uncharacterized. The record is from RefSeq and is a predicted model, not a curated record. The transcript is spliced from 5 exons. The coding region runs from base 1 to 750 and encodes 249 amino acids. NCBI's taxonomy places the organism in Eukaryota, Fungi, Chytridiomycota, Chytridiomycetes, Synchytriales, Synchytriaceae.
AUGGCACCAACCAUCGUGUUUGAUGCUUUGGGCACUCUACUAUCAUUCGACGGACCAGCAAAUCAACUCUUCAAGCUAUUCCCUAGCUUGGGUCCUGACGGAUUUUCAAGAUACUUCCCAUUUGUGCUUCGAGAUUACAUGGCCAGUUCAUAUUCUGGUGAUUACAGGCCACUGUCUCACUUCUUCAGACACUGCUUGCCACGAUUCCUCAUAACUCAAGGCCUACCAGUCGACGACGAAGCCAAGGAGAAUAUCGAAAGUUUCAUGAGAUUUUUUGCAAGAGGAAUGGAACCAGUUGAAGGCGCUCAAGAAGCACUCGAGCUCUUGAUUUCAAAGGGCUGGCUUGUAUCAAUUGUGACAAAUGGUGGACGCUCAACGGUCGAAAAUGCUCUCAAGAAUGGAAGCAUCUUGCAGCAUUUUGAUUCAGGCAAGGCUAUAUUGUCGUGUGAGGAGAUUGGUGCGGCAAAAACUGAUCCAAGAGUGUAUCAAGCCAUCAAAAUACAUCUAAAAAAGACGUAUCAACUUGAGGAGAAUGAACCGUUCUGGUUUGUGGCCGGUCAUGCUUGGGAUUGCCAAGCAGCACGAAAUUGUGGGUUUCUGACGGCUUUCUGUGAAGCUUACGAGGAGCCGAUCUGGAAUGAUGCUUGGUCUCCACCGCAAGUGCUUGCCACUGAAGAUGCCAUCGGCGUAGGCCUUUUGGGUGCUGUGCAAGCUGCCAUUGCUGUCGAAGAGUCAAAAACUAUAAAGUAA